GCCAGGAACCGGAUUCCGUCCCUAACAACGGCCGAGUGGAUGGGAGAGGAGAGGGGCCGCCGGCGCUGCUGUUGCUGCGGGGGGGUUGCUUCUUUUCGGUGCCAGUGACCAGGGUAUCUUGGGUUUUGAGGAGUUGGUGAAAAGGAGCGGAGCUGGGGAAGAAUUGUGAAAGUGCAGAAACCAGCUCCGUCCGUAGUUUACUGGAUGAAGGCUGGCAUGGCGGCGCAGAGGUAGAGUUGCUGCUUUACAGCGCCAGACACCAGGGUUUGAUCCUGCCUGCGGGUGCCGCCUACACGGAGUUGGUACGUUCUCCCUGGGACCACGUUGGAUUUCUCCGGGUGCUCCGGUUUCUGCCUGCACUCCAAAGACAUACCGGGGUAACAUUUGUCCGUAAUGGCAGAUCCUGAGCCGAGAAAGGAUGAGGCAGAUUCCAGGCGUCUUCAGACCUUCCCCAUCGUCAGACACUGCGAUAUGCCAGAGGAAAUGAAAGUGGAGACGAUGGAACUGUGUGUCACGGCUUGUGAGAAAUAUACUGGAAAUAAUGAGACGGCAGCCAAAAUGAUCAAAGAAACGAUGGACAAGAGGUUUGGAGCCUCCUGGCACGUGGUGGUUGGCGAAGGGUUUGGGUUUGAAGUCACCCAUGAGAUGAAGAACAUUCUGUACAUGUAUUUCGGCGGCAACAUGGCCGUCUGUGUGUGGAAGUGCACAUGACAUAGGAACUGAUGCAGGUGGACGUUGGCAGGGGAGAUGAAGAUGUCCAGUCCAUUUCAUCAUUAGUUCAGGUUAACAAUAACAUUACCAGCCCCUGGGUUGGAAAUGCAAGUCUUCAAGGAAUGUUUUGAAAUUCUUCCAUUUUUUUAAAAAAACAAAAAAUGUUUUUGAUGUUGUGAUAGAAAUCCUCGAACUUGUAUUUUAACAUGUUUUAAUUAAAAAAACCAUUGAAAGACAGCA
Messenger RNA from Leucoraja erinaceus (little skate), 951 nucleotides. Its product is annotated as dynein axonemal light chain 4-like. The transcript is spliced from 7 exons. Gene Ontology annotation, cellular component: dynein complex. Gene Ontology annotation, molecular function: dynein intermediate chain binding; dynein light intermediate chain binding. The coding region runs from base 394 to 711 and encodes 105 amino acids. NCBI's taxonomy places the organism in Eukaryota, Metazoa, Chordata, Chondrichthyes, Rajiformes, Rajidae. The record is from RefSeq and is a predicted model, not a curated record. Gene Ontology annotation, biological process: microtubule-based process.